AUGAGGAUGGCCGCCAGGCGCGCCGACGCCGCGCUGCUCACCGACGACAAAGGGGUGCUCUCCGGCAUCGUCACGGCCGAGGACAUAUCAGGCCGGGUGAUAGCCGAGGGUCUCAGGCCCAACGAAACAAAUAUGGCUAGGGUGAUGACGCGGAAUCCAAUUUAUGUCACAUCCAACUCGUCGGCCACCGAGGCACUCCAGAAGAUGGUCCAAGGCAAAUUUAGGCAUCUUCCUGUAGUACAAAAUGGUGAGGUCAUUGCCAUGUUGGACAUUACCAAGUUCCUCUGCGAUGCAAUUUCAAGAAUGGAGAAGGCAGCCGAACAAGGCAGUGCUAUAGCAGCAGCUAUGGAAGGGGUCGAACAGCAGUGGGGAAAUGAAUUUGCAGGUUUGCACGCAUUCAUAGAAAAUCUUCGAGACCAGAUGUUCAAGCCUUCCUUGUCAACUAUCAUUACUCAAAACAGCAGUGUUCCAGCGGUAUCUCCUUCAGAUCUAGUAACUGUAGCUGCCAAAAAGAUGAGAGAGCACCGAGUUAACUCGGUGGUUGUCAUGACAGGGAACAUCUUACAAGGAAUUAUCACUUCCAAGGAUUUGGUUUUGCGAGUAGUGGCACAAAGUCUGUCCCCAGAGGCGACACUCAUAGAAAAGGUCAUGACGGCAAGUCCUGGCUGUGCUACACUGGACACAUCAAUCCUCGAGGUUCUACAAUCGAUGCAAGAUAGAAAAUAUCAUCAUAUUCUUGUUGCAGACAAAAGAGGGCAGAUUGUCGCCUGUUUGGACACUCUACAGUUAACCCACACAGCCAUCUCCAUGGUCGAGGGAGCCUCUGGACCAAACGAUGUGGCAAAUACCAUGGUUCAGAAGUUCUGGGAUUCAGCACUUGCCUUGCAUGCUUCAGAGGAGAAUGACUGGCAUAGUGACGAAUCUCGUACGGCAGCCUCAGAUAGUGCUGAAGGGAAGCAAACACCCCCUCAUGUUGGCAAUGCAUUCUCUUUCAAAAUUGAAGACAGAAAAGGGCGAAUGCACAGAUUCAGUUGCGUUUCAGAAAGCUUAGAUGAGCUUGUGUCUGCUAUUGCAUACAGAUUAGGAACAGAAAACAAGAAGGCAAAUGUAAAUCUUCUGUAUGAUGAUGAUGAAGGUGACAGAGUUCUUCUGGCUACCGAUGGUGAUCUCGUUGCAGCGAUUGAGCAUGCCAGAUCAGCUGGAUGGAAGGUUCUGAGGCUGCACAUGGACGAUGGGCCAGAGACCGGCGCAGAGUCCACACCGACGUCAUCUUUAGAUACUUUGAUAACAAGGAGAGGCUGCUCGUCCCUCCGGCUAGGUAGAGUGGCCGGCGCAGCUGCUUUUGCCGGCGUCAGGGUAAUUGUCUACUUGAAAUGCUCUCGGCAAUGA
Messenger RNA from Triticum turgidum subsp. durum (durum wheat), 1389 nucleotides. The record is from the annotation of a GenBank genome assembly. NCBI's taxonomy places the organism in Eukaryota, Viridiplantae, Streptophyta, Magnoliopsida, Poales, Poaceae.